UUAGCUCGCGUUAAUCAUUUGCAUUUUUGCGCAUGUUGUAUACGCUGAGCUUUGGAAUAACGUAGAUCUAGAUAAUUAGUUUAGUAGUUAAUAGCCAGAUCUAGUAGAUGUAUAAAGUAAAAUUAUCACUGUAAUAUUAUUUAUCUAUAUUUUAAAUCGGUGGGUUAAAAUCUCAUUCUAUCUAGAUCUAGUCUACAGUAGAUGUAUCUAGAGUCUAGAUAUAUAUAAUAAUAUUAGUCGCGAUGUCGUCAUAAUUGACAGUAUUUUUUGAACUUAGUGUAAAAGAGCUUGUGUACAGCUAGGGCACGGCAACGGUGUGUGUGUGUACAGAUAGUCUAGACUAGUAGGGCAUAGGUCAGUGGACUGUUAAGAUCUAGAUUCUAGCACUUAUUAGUCUUAUUCUCUAGGAUUAUCUAGAUUAGACCUAGAGUUAUUAGAUUUAAUUAGAUCUAUAUUAUUAUCUUAUAAUCUAGAUCUAGCAAGUGACGCCACAAUAGUCAACGAUGCCUCUCGAUUUUUAAGAUGAGUUAUACAGGCUUUAAACUUGUUAAAUAUUCAUAUAGACCUAUUUUUGAAUCAGGUCUAUGGAAUAUGUUAAGGUGCUCAGUAAUGACUACAUCAAAGGAAUAUCUCCAAAAGCUUUGGAGAGAAGCUGAUGCUGUUUGUUUUGAUGUAGAUUCCACAGUAAUUAAAGAUGAAGGAUUAGAUGAUCUUGCUAAUUAUUGUGGUGUUGGUCCUCAGGUUGAAGCAAUGACUCUAAAAGCUAUGGGUGGAGGAAUGACAUUCAGAGAAGCAUUAACACAAAGGUUGAACAUUGUUAAACCCACGCGUCAAACAGUUGAAAACUUCAUUGUUGAUCAUCCUUCUACAUUUAGUCCAAAUAUUAAGGAGUUAAUCGCUUUGUUGAAGUCAUUGAACAAACAGGUGUACCUUGUAACUGGAGGCUUUCGUAGUAUCAUCACACCUGUAGCUAAUGAUUUAAAUAUACCUCAGGAACAUCUUUUUGCUAACACAUUACUUUUUAAUGAAGAUGGCAGCUAUGCUGGAUUUGACACAUCAUCCCUUACAUCAGAAUCAGGGGGAAAAGCAAGAGUGGUCCAACACAUUAAGGAUACCUAUAAAGUGAAGACAGUUGUAUUUGUUGGUGAUGGAGCAACAGACAUGGAGGCAUGCCCUCCUUCUGAUGGAUUCAUUGGUUAUGGAGGCAAUGUUGUGAGAGCUGCUGUCAAGAAGAAUGCUGCUUGGUUUGUGACAGACUUUCAAGAGUUGAUUGACCAGUUAACAAAAACAACUAAUGAGAUCCACAAAAGUUAACGUCUGUGUCCAUCACCUAGUGAUUGAGAUCAUCAGCCACAUUCCACUUACAACUUUAUUGGGAUUAAAAAUAGAUUCAAGGUUGUACUUUAUACAGUCUCCUUUUAACAUUGUUUGUUUAUUGUAUAGUGGAACAUGAUUUUUUUUUAAAGUUGGAUGCAGUUUUAUUUUAUAUUAGUUUUUAAAAGCCUUUGUGAUAAAGACCAUUAAUAAAAUUUUAGAUUAUGUUAUUUAUGAGGAAUAUUAUAGUUGGCAAUAGUUAACUAAGCAAAAACAUAAUUGUCAUUUAUGAGCUAAACUGACAAAUAUUCUUCUAGUUAAAACUGUCAUGCACAGUUGUUGCGAAGAAAAAUUAUGUUGUGUUAAGACAUCCAUCCAUUGACUAUAGGGAAACUAUAUUUUUCCCAAUGCAUAAUAUGAGCAGUCAUACCAAUUCUUUAUGUUGUUCAUAUUUAUUCCUAUGAAAUUUAACAUUGAUAUUAAGUAGCUGAUUAGUUUAAGCUGAAGAUGAAGAUCUUGGCGUUUUUAUUGAUAGUCUUAUUAAGGUGGUUUCUUUUCAUUGGUCCUGAGAUAGCAAUAAAAACAAAAUGGUCUUAGAAGUAAUCACUGAUCACAUACUAAAUGUAUUACCUCAUCACAAACCUGGUUCUAACAUGUUUUGUGUGUGUGUGUGUGUUUAUUGCUAUGGGGGAGGGGGAAAUGGGUUUUUACAUUUUUACACAAUGAAAUUUUGUAAUGCCCUAUGACCUUUCUGUCCAUCAUUAAAUUAGUAUAAAUUGUUAAAAGUUGCUCAAUAUUUUUAUCAUUUUUUAUUCAUUUGUUGUUAUGGUUUGUCAACCCACAAAGAUAUUUUUUGACUUGUUUAAACACUCUAUUCCCCUGUAUCACUAACAGAGUUAAGAGUCAAAUUUUUCAUUGACAAAUGGUCAUGUGGUAAAAUGUAAAAAAUACAUAAAAUUACUUUAAAAUAGGUUGUUUUUUUUUUUUAUGUCCUUUUUAUUUUGUGAUGAAACAGAGAAUCUAACAAUUUGUUCUUUUUUGUCAGUGUUUUUCACAAACUAUUUAUUGAUGAUUUAUCUAGGAUAGGAUUAAUUGCUAUCAAAAAUUAUAUUAAAAAUUGUAUAUUUAAGUUGUUUUUUAUCUGUCUGUGUUUAGAAUAUAUGUGUAAAUCACUGACUAAAGAAUUUUUAGUUGUACACAGUUUACCUGGGAGUCAAGAAUUUACGUAGCCUGGCAUAGCCUUAGUUUUUUUCAAUGUUCUCAUUAAGUAAAGCAUGUAGUUUAAGGCUCAACACUCGGUCUGGAAAGACAAACUUUAUUUACUGGAUCACAAAUUAGAUAGGUACAUAUGGCUAGUGAUGCGCAUCUAGAUACGGUAGCUUGAAAAAAAAAUCAUAAAAAGACAGAAUGGACAAUGCUAGCUCACCAACUGGUUUUUUCAUAUUAUUUGGAGAAUACAAGGUUUUUUUUCAUUGUGGAGAACAUAAAAUCCCUUGGGCUUUUUUUUUUCAUUUAAUUGAUCUGACCUUGUGUAGUGCUUAUUAUAGUAUAAUAAUAAUUAUAAUUGUUUUCAAGAUGUAUUGUAUUCUACACAUUUAGCUAGUAAUAGAAAUUCUCUGCUUGGUGUAUGUUCAACAGGAAAUCCACUGAAUUUAUAUACAUAUUAAUCAAAUAUAUUUUCAAUGUAAACAAAAUGAGAAUCUCCUGCAUCAUUGUUGUAUUCGUUGACUUAAUGUAUCUUGGACAAAAAAACAAAGAUAUUUAUGUCAUCUCUAAUGUUAUUCUCCAACUGAACUCAAGCUCUAGCAUCUUGUCAAUUAGGUUUCAGCUUGGGCUCUUUGGCUACAAAUAGCUACUUGUAGUAUAAAGUCUUAUCCUUUUAUUUUCAUACAAGUUCUAGCCUAACUUUGGUGUUGGUGUUUCAAUAACACUUUAAAUGGUUGUGUAUCCGGUAUUAAAUACAAUUUUCUUCCAUGAAGUAUUAAUAUGAAAGCAAUGCUUUAUUCUGGAUCUUUAGUGUAUAUUGAAUUUAUAUUAAUCUAUUGUUUAAUCUAAUACAUGUGUUGUAUCUAACAUAUAACUUGAAGUAACACUUGGUGUUGUCCUCUGCUUCAUGGUGUAGAAAUACUUCUCUUACUAUGCAUUUUCAACAAUUAUUUACAACUGCCUAGUUAUAUCAUGCAUUAUCUAUCAUGUAUAGUGUACUAUAUUAGUACAUUGACGUUAGUAUGUUUUGAUUUCUACUUGUAUAAAUGUCAGUGUAUCCUAUGUUUUUGUUUGCUGGGAUUUGUCUUCAUAAACAAUUUUUUUUUCACACUACUUCAGGAAGUGUAGCCUUGGGGUUUAGUUUCUUUGAGAACUUGUUUUAAGCUCAACAAACAUUCAUUGUUUUGUGAUUCUUACAUGUACAUAAAGCAGCAGCCUAUUUCAAACAUGUUACUUGAAUACUAGUUGGUUGUUCUUUAUAUUUUUUAGAACUUUAGAUAAAAUAGAAAAAAACAGUAUAAAAUACAUUUUAACCUUAACACAAUAAAACAAAUUUUCUUAAACAGA
Biomphalaria glabrata is the source of this 3867-nucleotide messenger RNA. RefSeq names its product phosphoserine phosphatase-like. The transcript is spliced from 7 exons. NCBI's taxonomy places the organism in Eukaryota, Metazoa, Mollusca, Gastropoda, Planorbidae. Gene Ontology annotation, cellular component: cytoplasm. Gene Ontology annotation, molecular function: L-phosphoserine phosphatase activity; magnesium ion binding. The record is from RefSeq and is a predicted model, not a curated record. Gene Ontology annotation, biological process: dephosphorylation; L-serine biosynthetic process. The coding region runs from base 523 to 1314 and encodes 263 amino acids.